AUGGCCGCCAAGCUAGGGAGAAUAGAGAAGACCGAAGAAGGACCUUUAAGACCUGUGCUUGAAUGCAUUGAUCUUAUCAGUAGUGAGGAUGAAGAACCUAACAGCAGUUCUUAUGUUCAUAGAAAUGUUAAGCGUAAAGAUCACAUUGACUAUCAGAAGGAACGAGUUGCGUCAACCUUGGAUCGUCUGGCACGCCAUGUUGAAGUAGAGAAACAGCAAAAAGAAGAGAAAAACAAAGCCUUUAAGGAGAAAGUUGAUUCCCAAUAUGCCCAUGGGUUGCAAGAACUAGAAUUUAUUCGGGAACACAGUGACACAGAAGCUGCAAGAUUAUGUGUGGACCAGUGGUUAAAAAUGCCAGGUCUCAAACCAGGCACCGUUAACAGUGGAAAAAGGGGUAUUUAUAAGAGGGCAGGUCAGACGCAAGUCAACAGCAGUCCCAUAUCUUGUCCUGUAAUGCAUUGCAACAGAGAGUUUGAUAAUGGACAUCUUCUCCUAGGUCACCUUCAAAGGUUUGAUCAUUCUCCUUGUGACCCAACAGUCACAUUGCAUGGACCCCCAAAUAAUGCUGUUGCUUGUGUGAUAUGCUGCAAAAGAUUUUCAACUUCUCAGCAGUACAGUGAUCAUCUUUUAUCUAAGCUAAAUGAAAACGACGGACAUAUAAAAGAUCUCCCUCCACAGCAUAUUCAGUGUUUUGCAUGCCCAAAAUGCUUCCUCCUUUUCACCAAGAGAGAUGAAUGCCUGCAGCAUAUGUCAGGAAAGAACCAUUUCCUCCAGGUUUCUAAAUUGAAUGAAAUGAAGACUGGGCUUCCUCUACCUUUCCCGUCCUAUGCAAAGAACCUUCUCAUAUCUCUGUGCAAAGAGGUCCCCUUCCAAGUGAAGUGUAUAUCCUGCUACCAGAUACUACGCUCACAUAUGGAAUUAACCGCUCAUUUCAGAACACGUUGUCAUAAUUCUGGGCCCGUGGCACUGUCAAAGAAGAGCAUCUCCCAGGUUGCGGAGAUAUUUAAAACAAAAGGUCACUGUGAGAACUGUGAUAAACUGUUUGCUGAUAAGAAUCAGAUCACCCAGCAUAAGCAAACCACUCAACAUAACGUUAAAGUUUUUGCUACAAUGGAAGAGUCCAUCUUGAUGUUCUGUCACAUCAAUGGGAAAAAUAAAAAUCAGUCUCAUUUGUGCCAUAUUGUAGAUCGGUCAAGACCACUGCUUAAAAGACAUUUGACUUCAAGUGAGUCUACCAGUGAAAGGGGGUCUACUCCUUCGAAACGGAAGAACGAUUUAAAAGAUAAAAAUGAAGAUCAUGUAGCAAACCAAAGUCAAGGUAGUGCUUGCAAAGUAAAAGCCUGGUUUUGUGAAUGCCUUCGAAAGUUCUUUACAGAAGAGUCAGUAGAAAAGCACAUUUUAUCAGCAAAUAAGAUCUGUCACAAGUGUGCUGUGUGUGGAAAGCUUGCUGAAGAUUCAAGCAUUAUCCGGCUGCAUAUGAGUCGAUUCCAUGGGGGAGCACACCUGACUAAUUUUCUUCUCUGGUGCAGAGCAUGCUCUGUAGAUCUUCUCAGAGAAGAGGAUAUUAUGGGACAUGUGACUGAAUUCCAUGGUGGACAUAGUUACUAUUAUGAGCAAGAAGCUCUAGAAGACGAACCUAUGCCAUCUGCUUCAGAUGCAGUGUGCAUUUCUUCAGGUGAAAGAAAAGACUGCAUUCCUAGUCCUGUGGAACUGUCCCCUGAGAAAAGUUGUAUUCUGGGAAAAUGGCAAUGCCGCAUUUGUGAGGAGAUGUUUGAAUCUGAAGAGAGCGUUAAACAACAUUGCAUGUCCUUAGAAAGCCAUGCAUUUCACAGAUACUGCUGUGGCUUAUGCAAAAAUCACUUUCGGAAAGUAGGAACACUACAGCGACACUUCCAAGAGCAUCAUAACCAGGAGAUACAGACUAAAUACUUCUGUGGCCUUUGUGGUAAUCUCUUCUUUGACACAGAGGAAGAAUUUUUAAUCCAUUAUAAGGAGAUUCACAGCACAGACUAUGCAUUUGUGCCUGAGCAGAUGGAAGCAUCAAUAAAAAAAGAGGAGGACUUCCUCCCAGUAGAAACAGGAGAGCGUUUAACCUGUGGUUGCUGGACAACUUAUGUCUCCAGAAUAAACAGGAGGAAUGAUUAUGUGACUUGUCAGAAAGCCAUGCUGCAAAAAGGAAACUUAUGGUUUCGAUGCUGCCUCUGUUCUGCAACUGCCCAGAAUUCUGAUGAUUUGAAUAGUCAUCUCAACAGUCACACGUCACGAACAGAAGAGAUGUAUGUUGUUAGAUGUGCUGCGUGCAACAAAAACUUCAACAAUCUUCAGAGUGCACAUCAGCACUAUCACAUGAAACACUGCUUCUUGCAGAAACCUGAUCUAUCAAGUCUUGCAUCAGGAUCGAAUUUGGAAGACAGAGUAUUCACGUUCACAGCAAGCGGGGCUUGUGUGGACAGAAAACCUCACAGGCUAAAAAUUGAAGCAUCUCCAUCCAAGACUCAGGAAAGACCACAGUUGUCUCCUCUGCAGGGACCAGUACAGGGAAAGAAAGAAAAAAAAGAGAACUCAGCACACACUGAAGAACCCACUGCAGAUGGUGAACUUCCUGAUCUUGACUACCUGAGUACCAUGACUCACAUUGUAUUGGUGGAUCUGGACAACUGGGGAAGCUUAUUCACGCAGCUGCCAGCUAACCUGAACCAAGGGACAUUUAUCUGGGGCUUUCAAGGAGGAUACAGCAACUGGAAACCUCCAGUGCAGUGCAAAAUUUACAGUUAUCUUAAGAGAAUUGGAUGUUUCUUUCUUCAUCCACAUUGCGGUACCAGAAGAGAAGCAGCAGACUUUGCUCUCUGUGUUCAUGCAGGUCGUCUGGAUGAGCAUCUGCCUAAGCAAAUUCCUUUCACUAUACUUUCUGGAGACAAAAGCUUCCUAGAACUGGAAACUCAAUUUAAGAUGACCCAGCGGUCCGCUCGCAUCCUAAAUCCUCACCACAUUGAAGGGGACAUGAUGUGUGCCUUACUAAACAGCAUUUCAGAUACCACAAAAGGUUCAGAUAGCGAAGAGGAUGAAGAUAUCAAACUAAUAGUGAAGAGGAGCUUAGAAGAAGCAAAGAAACAGGAAGAGCAAGAUGCAGAACUGGAAGAAGCUAUCAAGAGGAGCCUUGAGGAAAUGUAAAUGAAGAUACUUCAUUACACUAACACCUUGUCAUCAGAGCUGCUCACAAGAAUGGAAGCUUGUUCAUCUAUUUACAAAGGUUCAGAAAUACCACUUCAAAAACACAUCUAUAUCUUGAAUUACUAGAUUUAUAAUCUGAUGUCCUCUGUCACGCUGAUGAACAGCUAGAGUUUAUGGAUAUCCGCUGCAAUAUAUUGUGUAUGAUAAAAUAAAUUUUUAAGCC
This is a messenger RNA of Cariama cristata (Red-legged seriema), 3394 nucleotides long. It is a transcript of the gene ZNF451, whose product is annotated as zinc finger protein 451. The record is from RefSeq and is a predicted model, not a curated record. Gene Ontology annotation, molecular function: DNA-binding transcription factor activity, RNA polymerase II-specific; sequence-specific DNA binding. Gene Ontology annotation, cellular component: nucleus. Gene Ontology annotation, biological process: regulation of transcription by RNA polymerase II. Lineage: Eukaryota; Metazoa; Chordata; Aves; Cariamiformes; Cariamidae.